Cylas formicarius (sweet potato weevil) is the source of this 4011-nucleotide messenger RNA. RefSeq lists its product as uncharacterized. NCBI's taxonomy places the organism in Eukaryota, Metazoa, Arthropoda, Insecta, Coleoptera, Brentidae. The transcript is spliced from 10 exons. The record is from RefSeq and is a predicted model, not a curated record. Bases 798 to 3515 code for a protein of 905 amino acids.
AUGGCCUUCGGUUUAUUUUUAUGGGUGACCGAUCGCUUUCCAAAUAAGGACUGGUUUUACAUUAUUUUGCGGAUCAACAAUCUGAGUCAUCAGCCUGUUUGUAUGUAGGCGAUUCUUAAAUAGCCGAAAUAAAAUGCCAAUGUUAAUGUUUUGUAAUAGCAUACUUGGGUGGGUAGCAAUGCUUUAAUUCGUUGCACGUGUAAAGUCAGAAGUGCAGACUUGCCUUAUAUAUAGGCUCUUUAUUAUCGCAGUGUUGGUUAAACUCAGAAGGCAUGUUUGUCGAUAUUAGGCAUUAUUCGCAUAUUUUAUGUUUCCUGUAUACAUAAUGCUUUUUUUAACCCCACUAUAACAUGUUUCCCGAAAAGAUCAAGUCAAAAAUCCACACCCACAGUAUUUCAUUUUUUGUGAUCGGUUAAAAGUUGAAACAUUAGGCUCAACCCGAAUGUCGGCGAUUACCGACAGGUUUCAAAACACGCAAUAUUUGGAGCAUCUGGAUUUCAGUGCAGCUUUAAUUGCCCAAAUGAUGCAACGAUUUAAAAACGGAAUCUGUAUUUUCACGUUGUAACUAGCGCGAGUUGAUUUGGACUUUUCUAUUUCGCGAAAACAUCUAUUUUUGCGAACGCAUGUGGCCCAAGUCUGCUGGUUAGAUUAUUGGAUUAUUGUUAACUGGUCUCCUUAAGCAGAAAAUUGAAAAUGUGUUUUCCAUACCGCCGAACGAACAGAGCAUAGUAGGAUGGCCCACGGUACCCCAAAGUGAUAGCGACCUUUUAAACGGAUACUAUAAUCCGAAUUACAUAAUGAAUGUGUUACGCGUGAACACGAAGAUGGCGCCGGUUGCAGCGCCCUCCGAGAACGAAGGAACGAGCACUGACCUUACGAUUCCAUUGGAUAACCCGGUCGGUUUUACUGGCGCUAACUGCGAUGAGGAACGUGCAGUCCAGCAGGACUAUCAACGCAAGAUGGACGAAAACAAGGAAAUCGAAUGUGUCACAAAAUUAAGGACUAAACUUCUUCUUCUCGGAAUUCCAAUCACUUUAAAUUAUUGCACCUUGGAUUCUGCCCUUCGUUCGAUUGCUUCCCAGAAAAAGAUACUGCUGCUCUACCUGCACAACUCGUUGGACGACUUCGGACGAAACUUCAACGACGCUUUGAGGAAGACGGAAUUGGCGAAAACCGUCGAAGGAAGUUUCUUUUUCCUCGGGUGGAACCUGGACGAUCCGACUUGUCACGAUGCCAUCACACGAGCCUUAGACCGAGCCGCACUCUCCAAUAUUUCAUCGUUGGUGUCGCAGAAAGCGUCGGCUGCCUUUUGCAUACUGCCGUUCAACGGCACUAUCGAGGUGAUGGCUUGCCUGAGAGGCAAGAUUUCGUACCGGAAUAUAAUGGCCACCAUGAAGGAGGCCGAAACGACGCUCCACGAUGAAAUCAAACAGGAGGAGGAGCUGCGCAAAAUCGAGAGCGAAACUUCGAACGAAAACGACUUCGACGUCUUGAAGUUCCAGGAGCAGAUGGCGCAAAUGUUAGGCGAACGCGAUUACGACCGCUUCGAUAAAGUAGAUCAUCCGAAGCUGAUUCAGAAGAUUGAAUACGCUUUGUUCGGGCCGCCGCUCAGCGAGUUCGGUUAUGACAACAAAAUGAAGAAAAAAAGCCAGCAACUGUUUGAAGUUAUACUUAAGGAAAGCGCGAAAAUCGCGGAAUACCAGGACCGCGUGGAAAUCGCCUUUAUAUACAACUGCACCCAGCCGCUACCCAAGGAGAGAUUAAAAAGGGCAUCGAAAUACGUUAAAUACAAUCCGAAGACGGAUAUAACACCGGUACCGGUUUUCGUACUGCGUAAAUGUCGCGGCAGCAAAAAUAAUUGCCGGAUCUUCAUCGAUGACUGCUGCCGCGUCUACCAAUCUUGGCGCCAGUAUUUGACGCGAAACAAGCUUCCGGAGUGCGAGAUGACUGUGCCCUCGGACGGCAGGUAUCAAACGAGUGACAACUUCGUACUUCUCGAGAAACAUCUGUCGCCCGCUUGUCACAAAGAUGCCAAGAUACUGCAGGCGGUCGAUACUACCAGCACCGUGGCUGGUGUAUUGUCGGGGGGUGUGUUCGUCGCGGCAGCUAUUCCCGCCAUCACGGUCGCGCCGUUUGUGUUAAUUGGCAGUGCUGUAGUGGGGGCCGUAGUGGGUGGUUACGCCAUCGGCCGCAGUUCGUACCAGAUACACGAUAGGCGUGUUCACAAUCAGUCGAUGAGUUUCGCGAACUCGGAGGCGCGCGGCGCCUACCUGAACAUACUCGCGGGCUCUCUAGGAUUCGUGGGCGCCGGCGCAAACACCGUGUUGACACAGUUGGCAGCCCGGGGCGCCAAUAUUGGACAGGGGGCUCGCAUCUUAGCCAACACGAUCGCAGUAGCAAAGGUCGGGGCGAGCGGCGCCAGCCUCCUCAACAGCGGUCACGAAGUAAUAUUCGAGCAGUGGAUCAAGGAAAACCGAACCCCGUCCAGGUUGGCGCUCCUCCAGCUGGCCACCUCCAUGCUGUUUUUUACAAACUCGGUGGUUAAUUUUAAAACCGCGUCGACCAUCGUCGAGGAGUCGCAGACUCGGGUGUUACAGGAUUACGCCGACUCAUUGAGGAGUAACAGGCACAGGAAAACGUUCACGAAACUGACAAAGGAAACAAUCAGGCAGCAGGGCGGGAACCAAGCGAGGGGCAGAGCGGAGGUAAUUUCGACGAUACGCAAUAUACCAAACAAGGACGAUCUAUUCGCCGCAUUGACUCGCAACAACAAAGCGAUGAACCGUGAGGGUAUCAAGUUUUCGGCGGAUCAGGGCCAGAUCAAGCUCAACGGCGUCGCGAUCAACAUGGACCAAUUCGCGAGGCAAACUAAGACCCAAACGCAGACGUUCUUCGAAAAUCUGAUGAAUCAGCAAGCGACGGAAAUCGACGCCAGCCCCCCCAGCGAAGGUUUUAGCUGGUCGCUUGAUGGUUGGACCUUGGACUCGGCGAAGACCCUUACCUACCUCACCGGUAUAUUCAAGAUUGUCCUUUGUUUUGACAAGAGUACAACCGAGAAGGUGGUACAAGUCGUGCACACCGUCCUCAUGACUCUUAGCAAGCCCCUGAUUAACGAACUGAACAGUUUAAUGAAGGGGACGUAUCAAGCGUGUAGACAAGUAAUGAUGCUCGUGAUGAAUGUUUUCUACGAAAUCGUCCACAGUUGGGAAAAGAAAUAUAACAAAUGGAAGGAGACCGGAGAUUCGAAAUAUUUCGACCCGUUCUUCAAUUACGUCGAUCCCGCCAGCGCGAAGCGGCUGAAGAAGUUUUUAAAUAAGGCGUUAGAGCUGUCCGUUUCAGGUGAGCGAGUCGUUUCGUGGGUGAUUGAAAAGGCUGUUGAGUACGUCACCACUUGGAUCACUAAAAAAUUGUUCGACAACAACCAAAGGGAGGAGCGCGCCAGGAACGAGAAGCGUCACUACAAUUUGCGAAGGGUGGAGUGUUUUACGUGCUGGGGUACCUAUUUCAGCCACUGAGCGAGGUGAACAUCAUACUAUGGACCAGCUUUGUUGACAUCGAAACUUCACCAAUAGAAAAAAUUGGAUGUUAAAAUACGAAUACGUUUGCGAAACGGAGUUAUAAAGAAUUACGAAUGAACAAUACGAAAUUGGCCAAUCGCAGCCUAAUAGUUUUUAUUGAUGGAUGUGUAUAAUAAGUAGAUUAUUGGUAAGCAGUCACGUACAAUCGUACUUGACUGUUGGCGAUUUAUUGCGACCUGCAUUUCGUUGUAUACAUUAAUUUUUUUAUUACUAGUGUUUUUUAUGUAGAUGUUGUUUUAGCUGUAGUUUGAUUUAUAGGAUAUAUGGAUACCUCAAAAUUGCAACAUAAAAACUUUGAUGUCUUAGGAACUUGUCGCUACACAUAUAUUAUCUUUAUAUCAUAUAUUAGUGUUUUUUGUUUUUUUUAUAUAUAAAUCGAAAAAGUGGUGCCUUGGUAAUUUAUUUAAAAUAAAAAAAAAACAGAUUUUCAAUA